This is a messenger RNA of Sebastes umbrosus (honeycomb rockfish), 2376 nucleotides long. Its product is annotated as E3 ubiquitin-protein ligase MARCHF2-like. Bases 431 to 1177 code for a protein of 248 amino acids. NCBI's taxonomy places the organism in Eukaryota, Metazoa, Chordata, Actinopteri, Perciformes, Sebastidae. Gene Ontology annotation, biological process: protein ubiquitination. The transcript is spliced from 5 exons. Gene Ontology annotation, molecular function: ubiquitin-protein transferase activity; zinc ion binding. The record is from RefSeq and is a predicted model, not a curated record.
UGACCAGCGCACAGCUGAGGGAUGCUGAGGUAGGCUUGCUACCAUUGCUAGCCACGUUAGCCGUGUCUAGUAAAUCCUGUCAGCUUGUUUUCACCUUUUUUGAAACAAAACCAGCCCGAGGGAGACACGCUACAAGCCAUGGAGAGGACACAGCGCAUGUGGUCGUCUUUUGUCUCCCCUCAUAUCAUCAGCUUUUGGUUAGAUGUCAAUGUCAUAGUUUGUAGCUAGGGUUUGUCUAGUUAGCUCAGCUAGCUGGUGUCUGGUUAUAACGCAGGAGGCCAAGGCCAAGGCCGAGCGAGAGAAAAACAGGGAGUCCGUCUGGCAUUUGCUCUGUAGGUGGACAGAGGAGGAGUAGGAGGAGGUUGGGUUUUGGAUCGGACCUUCUUUUGAAGUCGCCUCCACUAUCAUCUUCGUCACCCUCAGCUGAGCCAUGUCUUCGUCAGGGUGCUGCCACCUGCCCGGCUCCCUUUGUGAUUACUCCGGGAACGCCGAAUCUGACGCCUCCAAGGAUUCGGAGGAGUCUGAUUCUACCGCGCAGGCCCAGUACAUUGCCAAGGUUACGGCUAAAGAUGGCCGCCCACUCUCCACCGUUGUCAAAGCGGUGAGCUUGCAGAGCGAUGUGGGCAUGUGUCGGAUUUGUCACGAGGGAGCUGGAGGGGAGACGCUGCUCUCACCCUGCGACUGCACUGGUACGCUGGGUAAAGUGCACAAGAGCUGCUUGGAGAAGUGGCUGUCCUCCUCCAACACCAGCUACUGUGAACUCUGUCACACAGAAUUCACUAUUGAACGACGACCACAACCACUCACACAGUGGCUGAAGGACCCAGGUCCUCGCAGUGAGAAGCGUACGCUGCUGUGCGACAUGGCCUGCUUUCUCCUCAUCACACCCCUGGCCGCCAUCUCUGGCUGGCUGUGUCUGAGGGGAGCCCAGGACCACCUGCAGCUGAAGAGCAGACUCGAGGCCGUAGGCCUCAUCGCCCUCACCAUCGCCCUUUUCACCAUCUACAUCCUCUGGACACUGGUGUCAUUUCGGUAUCACUGUCAGUUGUACUCGGAGUGGAGGAGGACCAAUCAGAAAGUGCGCCUGCUCAUGCCCGACAUGAAAGGGGCACACACCACCCAGCGUUCUGUGCCGACCAAGUCGACCAAGAAAAUGACUGACGAGACCAUCGUAUGAGUGCAGAGCGGUGGCAAGAGGAAUAUUUAAAAAUAACGCCCACUGAAGCGCUCUCUAAAAACAAAAUUAAUCAUAUUAAUAAACUUUUGCACUUCAUAAGGACCAUUCUGAGAGGGGAGAGCUACUUUCCCCUCCUGUUUUCUUUUUUCGAAGCACUUGAUGUAAACUACUACGGUAUUAGCCGACCACAAAAGUGGUUUUGAGAAGAACUCAUUCCGGAGUCGUAGUCGAUGUUGAAACACAGAGUUGUCAGCGGACAGCCGGUGCUGGGAUGUGAACGACUGAAGACGUGGAUAACGGACUAACCAGCCCAUCUGUAUGUCCGUGACACAAACUUAUGAAAUACUAAGACACAAGCUAAUGUAGCAGGAUAUAACUGAUACAGCAUGCUACUACAGUAUAAUAUGAAACAUAUUCACUACCUAUAAUUCCCCCAUGCCCCUUCACGAUGUAUUUAGCUGUUUUUGAACAAUGGGCAGCCAAUAGCCCGGCAAAGGAUGAUAACCUUAAAACAUGAUUGACGAAGUCUAUCUGUGAAUAUUCUUUUUUUUGACAAGCAGAGGGCGAAAAUCGCUCGUACCAACGAUGUCGUCUACAAUCUGAAUCCCUUUGAAGUUUCCUGGUAAAAGCUUCAUCAUCGAUGUAUGGACGGUGAAAAUCAUUUUCCUGUUUAGACAACAGCUAAGGCAUCACAUAUUUAUCACACUUGUCACAAGGUCAGUGAGGAUUGUAGUACGUGGGAGGACAACGCCAACAGCAGCCGUUAAACGGCAGUAAGGAAAUAGUAUUGAAGGUGUGGAAAAGUGUUUACAUUCUAAUUGGAUCAUGUCUCUGCUAUUGUCAUAAAAGUGCAUAAGCAAACGGCCGAACUCCACUUGUAAAUGCACCAUCCAUUAAUUGAGCUGCCUCGCAAUGACCAGUAGUUAUCGUGUCCUACAUCACAAGAGAUAAAUAGAGGAGAUGCAGUGUUCAGAAUAGUGAGACUACAGACUUUUGCCCUACAUAAAAACAAGAGAUGUACCAGAGCAGGCUGGUACUCAGCAAAAAGGUGCAAAAGAGAAAUGUGUUAUGAGAUGUCAAUCGAUGUAUGCAGCGUAUGCUAUACAAAGUAUUUUGUGUUAUUGUAGUCUUCCUGCUGCAUCCCCCGGAAAGUUGGGUUAUUGUGCAAUAAAACACGAGGGACUCCCGGACUAAAUCCA